AUGAGUAACCGUAAAAACACACAUUGGUGUCAUACUUGCAGAAGAGGAAUCUGUCUUCGAGGAGAAGACAUAAGAGGAGGAGGAGGAGGAGGAGGAACUUGCAUUUACUGUGGUAACACCUUUCUUGAAAAGCUCUAUGAGAACGUAGAACUAAGCCCUUUUGAUUUCUUCGGAUUUGCCAUCGAAGAAGCACGUAACCGUCGUCCCAACAACAGAAGAUCGGUGAUUCUUGAAAACCAAACAAGUUUCCAAGAGUUGUUCAACCGGCUCUCAGUCUCAGCACAAGACCGUCGUGGUCCUCCUCCAGCUUCGCCAACUUUGAUUAGCUCAAUGCCAAAGAUCAAAAUCAGGCAGAAGCAUCUCGGUUUGGAUCCGUAUUGUCCGGUUUGCCAAGACCGGUUUGAAAUCGGAUCGGUUGCGAGUAAGAUGCCGUGUAAACAUAUAUACCAUUCAGAAUGUAUAGUCCCGUGGUUAGUACAGCAUAAUUCUUGCCCGGUCUGUCGCAAAGAGCUGCCACAAGACCGGAACAAUGGCCGGAAAAAACCGUUGUUGUAUCUGUGGCCGUUUAGCUCCUCUGGUACGGCCUCAAACUACAUCGAAUCACCUUUCCAUUGA
This is a messenger RNA of Microthlaspi erraticum, 615 nucleotides long. NCBI's taxonomy places the organism in Eukaryota, Viridiplantae, Streptophyta, Magnoliopsida, Brassicales, Brassicaceae. The record is from the annotation of a GenBank genome assembly.